AGCAGAGGAAAAUGUAGGUAAAAUUUGAUAAAAAUUAGGUCCUGGAAGUUCAGAAUAUUUGACAUAAUUCGAAGGAAUCGAAAGGCAGUUUCUUUUGGGGAGUGGGGAGAUUCAUGAUUCUUCGAAUGGACAGUGUGUUAGAUUCCGGUUACUCCGUGGACGAGGAUUGCGAAGAAGAGGAAGAAGGAAGAGAGAGAUGCCAGGGAGGUUGUGGGAGGCCUGUUAAUGUGUGCCUCUGCACUAUACUGCCUUCUCAAGCGAUGAAAACAUCCACCCACAUUCUCAUAUUACAGCAUCCUCAUGAGGCGAGACAUAAGCUUGCAACUGUUCCGCUUCUCAACAGAUGUCUGAGCAAUUGUCAUGUUAUGGUUGGCCGUCGUUUACACAGGAAAUCCUCCUCAAUCCUUGACAAUAUAUGCCAAUCAACAUGCCAAGUUCUUUUACUCUUUCCAGGCAAUGAAGCACUCGAUCUGAACAAGUGGGUAUCGUCGUCAUCAUCAGGUAUGCCCAUGCCUAACACCCAAAAUGAAAACAAUGGAGAGGAAUUGAAAACAGUAUUGUCUCAAAGUGAGAAUAAUAUAGAGAGAUCGAAAAGGGUAGUUUUGGUAGUGAUUGAUGGGACUUGGCAGCAUGCCAAGGAGAUGGCUAGGGCAAGCAUGCCCUUCCUCAGGGAAAUUGGGGUUGUUCAAGUUUGUCUGCCUCAUGACCAGAAUGCCCAAGGAAAUAACAUGUGGAGUUGUGAGUUAACGCUAAGAAAAGAGCCUCAUGGGGGAUGCCUUUCCACAAUGGAGGCUGUUGCACGCUCCCUGAGGAUUCUGGAACCCACACCAAUUGCUGUUGAAAUUGAGCACAAACUUCUCUCUGUUUUGCAUGCUAUGGUUGCAUACCAAGUUCGCAAUUUGAGGCCCAUGAGAUCUCGCCCAAAACUGCUUAAAAAGGGCAGUUGCCCCGUUUCCUCCUCAUGAUUUACGUCUGCUGUAAAAUGGUUUUGGGCAUAUUUUUCAUUAAUUAAGUGUUUAUUUUCAAUAAAAAGCUCUUCAUACACGCAAGCGAGUCCUCAAAGGCAGCUCUAAUGUUGCCUUUAUCAAAACAUAGUUAAAUUUUCUCAUGGCUAAUUCAUUGAUGGAACUGAGUAGUUUCAUUAGGUUUUUCUUUCUUGCAGCUGGAGCAUGCUGGGGGUUUUCUUUUUUUGGCUAAUUCAUUAAUUCUCUAUUUUUUCACUUAUUAAUUAAAAAGUGGGUUUGCCUAUUGGCUAUUGCCAGAUUUUUCA
This is a messenger RNA of Cryptomeria japonica (Japanese cedar), 1270 nucleotides long. RefSeq names its product tRNA-uridine aminocarboxypropyltransferase A. The record is from RefSeq and is a predicted model, not a curated record. Lineage: Eukaryota; Viridiplantae; Streptophyta; Pinopsida; Cupressales; Cupressaceae. The transcript has a single exon. Bases 114 to 965 code for a protein of 283 amino acids.